Talaromyces atroroseus is the source of this 1251-nucleotide messenger RNA. RefSeq lists its product as hypothetical. Gene Ontology annotation, cellular component: mitochondrion. The transcript is spliced from 3 exons. NCBI's taxonomy places the organism in Eukaryota, Fungi, Ascomycota, Eurotiomycetes, Eurotiales, Trichocomaceae. The record is from RefSeq and is a predicted model, not a curated record. The coding region runs from base 1 to 1251 and encodes 416 amino acids. Gene Ontology annotation, molecular function: metal ion binding; alcohol dehydrogenase (NAD+) activity.
AUGACGACGCAAGAAGAGACCUUACGCCCAGCCUUUGCUGGCCGUGAAGAACCUCGAAUCUCGUAUGGGAUCGCAUUCCCUGAAGCUGCAGCUCGGCAUACUAAGCAGCUCUUCCACGCUUCCAAGGUGUAUGUGAUUUGCUCGGGGUCUCUGGCUCGCAAUACAGAUGCCCUGGACAGACUGAAAGCUGCUCUAGGUGAGGAGAAGAAAGUGGUUGGCGUACGCAUUGGCAUGAAACCUCAUACUCUGUGGUCUGAGGUGGUGGAGAUUGCCAAUGAAGCUCGAGAUGCUGGUGCCGAUUUGCUUGUGACUCUAGGUGCUGGCACUUUGACAGAUGCGGCCAAGAUAGUUUCUUUUGCUCUCGCCAACGACGUUUCCACGUUGGAAGGAAUAAAUACCCUGACCGACGAAGGAAGAGCAUCUAGCAAAGAAGCAACAAAGGGCUCCAAAGUGCCUAUCAUCAGCAUCCCAACAUCGCUCUCCGCCGGUGAAUACUCCGACUUUGCAGGCGGCACAAACGACCAGACGCAUCGCAAGCACAGUUUCCAAGCGCCCCUACUGGGCCCGCGCUUGAUCAUUCUCGAUCCGAAAUUGACUGCUACUACGCCCGAUUCGAUAUGGCUGAGUACGGGGAUUCGGGCGGUGGAUCAUUGUGUUGAGAUUCUUUGCUCGAAUGUUUACUAUGAGGAGACUGACCAAUACGCUGUGAAGGCGUUGGGGAUGCUGGUAUCCGGGCUUUUGAGGUGUAAGCAGAAUCGAAAUGAUUUUGCUGCUCGUUUGGAUUGUCAGUUGGGUUCGGUCGAGGCCAUGGCGGCUUGUACACACGUUAAAAAGAUCGUUCAGGUAGGUGCUAGCCAUGGUAUAGGACAUCAGCUUGGUCCGCUUGGAGUCGGCCACGGAGAGACAAGUUGCAUCUUGCUCCCAGCCGUGUGCAGAUUCAACGCAGCCAAAGGAGCCAAUGUGGCGCGACAGGAACAACUCUACAAAUUCCUUACUGAACAGGAAACUGUCCGCGACGUGAUGAGCAAAUAUGGGACCGACCCAGGGUCGUCGGAUCUAGCCGACCUUCUGGACGUGGUUAUCCGCGAGCUGGGCAUGCCUCGCUCGCUGAAGGCCGUCGGGGUUGGUCGCGACAAGUUGGAUGUGGUGGCGAAGAACAGCCUGGACGAUCGAUGCUGCAAGAGUAAUCCUGUGCCAUUGACGGAGAAAGAACAGGUUCUGGAGAUUUUGGAGAUGGUCGUUGGUGAAUGA